ACACUUUAUUAGGUUCUUUGUGCAACAGUGGAGAGGGGAGCAUUGAUACCAAAAGGUUGCACUUGGCCUCAGAAUAGUCCCAAUGCUUUACAGAAUACAACUUCCAUAAAUGGAAGAGAUGAUGGAGAGAGAAGAAAGAGACAUUGGUCAGAGUGUGAGUUUCAAAUAGCAGAGCAAGUUGGCAAGUUUGAGAAAAAGAGAGUGAGGUUUGGAUUGUGGGAGUGAGAAGAGAUGGAUACUGAGCAGAUUGUGAGGAAGGAGAGCAUGGAGGUUGUUGAUGAUGAUGGUCACCAGAGGACAGGGACUGUGUGGACUGCAACGUCGCAUGCCAUUACUGCUGUGAUAGGAUCUGGAGUGCUUGCAUUGCCGUGGAGUGUAGCUCAACUUGGUUGGACCAUUGGACCAGCUACGCUCGUUGCUUGCGCCUAUAUUACGUACUACACUGCCAAUUUACUCUCUGACUGCUAUCGAUCUCCUGACGGGAAAAGGAACUACACCUAUAUGCAUGUUGUGAGAUCAUGCCUUGGAGCAAGAGAUGUAUUUGUAUGCGGUAUUGCACAGUAUACGCUGCUUUGGGGCAGCAUGAUUGGUUACACAAUCACAGUUGCAAUGAGCAUGAUGGCUGUUGAGAGAUCAAACUGCUUCCAUCAUAAGGGGCCGAACGCAAAGUGUGGCGCAUCAGGAAACUUGUAUAUGAUUAUAUUCGGCCUUGUUGAGAUUCUGCUAUCUCAAUUUCCGAACUUGGAGAAGAUAACUGUGCUUUCGGUUGUUGCUGCUGCAAUGUCAUUCACUUACUCUUUCAUUGCUUUAGCUCUUUGCAUUGCCAAGUUUGCUUCUCAUGGUUCAAUCAAAGGGACUUUGUUGGGCGUGAAAAUCACCGGCGAUGUGUCUGCGUCAACUAAAGUUUGGCAAUCUCUCCAGGCUCUUGGCAACAUUGCCUUUGCGUAUACUUACUCCAUGCUGCUGAUUGAAAUUCAGGACACUCUGAAAUCACCGCCACCAGAAAACAAAACAAUGAAAAGGGCAACCAGAUACGGCAUCGGUGUCACUACAAUGUUCUAUGUAUCACUUGGGUGUGUCGGAUAUGCUGCCUUUGGAAAUACUGUUGUUGGGAACAUCCUCACCGGAUUCUACAACCCCUUUUGGCUUGUGGACAUCGCCAAUAUCGCUGUCGUUAUCCAUUUAGUUGGAGCAUAUCAGGUAUACGGGCAGCCAAUUUAUGCAAAAUACGAAGAAUGGCUUGCAAACAAGUGGCCUGAAUCUGCAUUCUUCCACAACGUAUAUGCAAUAAGAUCAUUCAAAUUUACCCUAUGCAAGCUGGUAUUCCGCACUGCCUUUGUCGUCCUCACAACACUGAUCGCAAUGAUGCUACCAUUCUUCAACGCUGUUGUCGGCUUGCUCGGCUCCGUCGCCUUUUGGCCACUCACAGUGUACUUUCCAGUGACAAUGUACAUGACUCGUAACAAGAUCAAAAGGGGACACAACCAGUGGUUUGCACUGCAGGCAUUGAGCGUGGCCGCACUUCUCGUCUCUCUUUUGGCUGCCAUCGGUUCAGUUGCAGACAUUGCGCAACGUCUCAAGCAUGCAACAAUUUUCAAGACUCAGUUAUAGAUUCAACUGUGUAAUUCAGUAACUGAACUUUGUGUUCUUGUGUUUUUUUAGCAUUGUAGUGAUCUAAGACUGAUUGUUUUUAUUAUUCAUGUAUGUCAUCUGCCAAUGUUGAAACUAUUAUAUGCUCUUAUGGAUCAAAGACAAGACCAACAUUGCAUUGAUAUUCA
Molecule: messenger RNA, 1778 nt
Organism: Dioscorea cayenensis subsp. rotundata (Guinea yam)
Lineage: Eukaryota; Viridiplantae; Streptophyta; Magnoliopsida; Dioscoreales; Dioscoreaceae
Product: amino acid permease 2-like
Exons: 7
Coding region: 232-1611 (459 amino acids)
Cellular component (GO): plasma membrane
Source: RefSeq, a predicted model, not a curated record